ACUGCUCCAGACGAGCGUGGUCAUUGUUCGAGAGCGCACUAACCAGUGGCUAGUCCGAAACUCAACGUGGACGAAUUGGGAACAAGGGACGGAGUCUGAAAAAUAUAAAGCAUCAUCAAUUCGUAACCUUGGCUUGAACAACCACAACUCUCAACCACCACACAGCCAUCUGACCAUCAAGCAAUUGCAUCUCCCAAAUCUCGACCUCACGGCCAUCUACUCGACCAUCUACUCCCUCCAACAUGAAGUCUUUCGCCAUCAUCAUCACGAUGCUUUUCAGCACCGCCAUCGCCGCCCCUGCGCCAGACAACUCGGGCGGCUCAGACAACUCAGACAACUCAGACAGCUCAGCUACUGGCGGCGGCGUUGCUCCCAGCGGAAAGCCAGUUACCCUACCCAAUGGCUACGAGUUCCUUGUGAACCCUCCGGCCAGAUUCUCUCAGAUUGCUGCGUCUGCAUCACGCCACCUGAACGGCAUCCCCCAAACCGACAUCGUCAACAUGCCUACACCAUCGGCAACAGGCUAGGGGAUGAUGUAUCGACACCGAAAAGGAACCCCCAUAUAACUCAGUCACGAGAGAUCGACGUUUCGAGGAUAUCGCUAGAUCGACCGAGGUGCUUGUGUGAGGAUUCUGUGUGGGGUUCCUGUGUAUGAUUUGUGAUUACCGAACCUGUUCAUUUCAAUGUUAAGAGGGAGCAAGGCAUGGUGUGCUGGAGCGAAUGGAAUCACGGAGCUCCGUGGCCAACAAGGAUUAGAUCUGAAGCUAGGGAUAUAGAAGGCAGUGAUUUAAUCAGGUUGGCGGGUUUGCAUCGGUGUUUUAGUCUUUCACAGGUCAGUUUGAAUUGAGAUUCAGAGUCUACCACCCAGCUGCUAGCAUCGCAAAGCAAUUUAUUUCUUUCCCUCGA
Messenger RNA from Ilyonectria robusta, 906 nucleotides. RefSeq lists its product as uncharacterized. The coding region runs from base 243 to 527 and encodes 94 amino acids. The transcript has a single exon. Lineage: Eukaryota; Fungi; Ascomycota; Sordariomycetes; Hypocreales; Nectriaceae. The record is from RefSeq and is a predicted model, not a curated record.